This is a messenger RNA of Panthera uncia (snow leopard), 1210 nucleotides long. It is a transcript of the gene NR1H4, whose product is annotated as nuclear receptor subfamily 1 group H member 4. Lineage: Eukaryota; Metazoa; Chordata; Mammalia; Carnivora; Felidae. Gene Ontology annotation, molecular function: RNA polymerase II cis-regulatory region sequence-specific DNA binding; nuclear receptor activity; zinc ion binding. The coding region runs from base 356 to 1204 and encodes 282 amino acids. The transcript has 6 exons. The record is from RefSeq and is a predicted model, not a curated record. Gene Ontology annotation, biological process: negative regulation of inflammatory response; cell differentiation; negative regulation of transcription by RNA polymerase II.
UCCUUUCUAUGUUUAUAUCAUUUAUCAGGGAAAGGAUUGUUAAUGACUAAUCUGUGUUCAUGAGGCACAGAGCCAAGGAAGAGAUGUUGCUGCUGAGCCGGAAGGCCGCCUGUGAUCAUCUACAGCUUUUACUAGAACUCUCCCCUCUUCCUCCUCCUCCUCACCACACUGUCUCCUGGACUCACCCCAAUGCAAACCCAGGUUCUGAACGUUUGUAGCAGAAUUGCUGCGAUUUGAAGGAAGACUGGACUCAGAAUCCUCCCAGGGCCUUGAAAGUUCAUCUCUGACCUGAGACAAUCCAAAGUUUUCUUUUGAAGACUACUGUAACAAAGGGAUAUUUUAAAUAGAACUUUGGAUGGGAUCAAAAAUGAAUCUCAUCGAACACUCCCACUUACCUGUCACGGAUGAAUUUUCUCUUUCUGAAAAUUUAUUUGGUGUACUAACAGAACAAGCAGCAGGUCCUUUGGGACAGAAUCUAGAAGUGGAACCAUACUCACAAUACAACAAUGUUCCAUUUCCCCAAGUUCAACCACAGAUUUCCUCAUCGUCCUAUUAUUCCAACCUGGGUUUCUACCCCCAGCAGCCUGAAGAGUGGUAUUCUCCUGGAAUAUAUGAACUCAGGCGAAUGCCAGCUGAGACUCUUUACCAGGGAGAGAUUGAGGUAGCAGAGAUUCCUGUAACAAAAAAGGCUCGAAUGGGUACAACAACGGGGAGAAUAAAAGGGGAUGAAUUAUGUGUUGUUUGUGGAGACAGAGCAUCUGGAUACCAUUAUAAUGCGCUGACCUGUGAGGGGUGCAAAGGUUUCUUCAGGAGAAGCAUUACCAAAAAUGCCGUGUACAAGUGUAAAAAUGGGGGCAACUGUGUGAUGGACAUGUACAUGCGAAGAAAGUGCCAAGAGUGUCGCCUAAGGAAAUGCAAAGAGAUGGGAAUGUUGGCUGAAUGUAUGUAUACAGGCUUGUUAACUGAAAUUCAGUGUAAAUCUAAACGACUAAGAAAAAAUGUGAAGCAGCAUGCAGAUCAGACCAUUAAUGAAGACAGUGAAGGUCGAGAUUUGCGACAAGUGACCUCGACGACUAAGUCAUGCAGGGAGAAAACUGAACUCACCCCAGAUCAACAGAAUCUUCUUCAUUAUAUUAUGGAUUCAUAUAGCAAACAGAGGAUGCCUCAGGAAAUAACAAAUAAAAUUGUACGUACAAAUAUCUAAAAAUGC